GCCGCCGAGGCUCGGCGGCGACGAGGCAGCGCGCCGCCGCCAGGCGGAAUCGUAGAGGCGCCGCCGACGCCACCGCCCCCCAGCAGGCGGUCCCCGCGGACGCGGCCGGCGGGGAGCACUGAUGGCGCUUUGUGGUGGCCAGCCCGUGCUCUCUCCCUUUCCUCCGACCCGGGGUCCGAUCUGCCCUCGGCUUGAGUCGGCGGCCACGUGUGAGUGUGGCCACCUGGUGGGCGCGCGGGCGGCCCGCCUCUCCGGGCUCUUCGUUUCGGAGCCCCCUGGCGCGGCUCCGAGCCCGCACGGCCUCCGCGUCCGCCGCGGCGGGGAGGUGCGUCCUCGGGCCAGUGCUCACCUCCCUCCCGCCCUCCUCGUUCUGACAGUCCUCCUCCGCGGCGAGGACAAGUCGUUGCGAUGUUCUCUUCUCUCGACCUCGCCCUGCGACGGGCUCCACGGUCACGGCCCCCCCCCUCCCAGCCUCAGAGCCACGGCCGCGGCCGGGGCAUCGAGAUCAUCAGGCUCGCGCUAGACGCCAAGUGCACAGGUCCCUCUGCCGUCCUGCUCCGUCCUCCAAGGAGGAUCGAGCAUCGAGGCUGGUGCAUCGUCUUCUCUCCUGGUGUUCAAUCGUCUCGCCGUGCGCUCUCGUUUCCUUUUCCUCGGGCUCUCCGAGCUCCCCUUCCACUCACCAUUCUCGGGCCAGCCACAGCUUGGCUUGUUGAGCUGUGGUCGAGCCCACCGGACUCGACGCCUCUCUAGAGAGAGCGUCGACACGACGUUUUCCCACUGGGGGGUGCUGAGCGCAGCGCUCACAGUUGCGGCCGGUCGGCAUCUCCCCCUCCCCCUGCUGCCCUGCUCCUGGUCAGUCGCUGGCCGGCCUUGCAGCCCCGACUCCCGAGAGGACGAAGACGAGGGCAACUACGAGGAUGGGGUGACAUCUCCUCGUCGUGUCCCUCCUCCUCCUCCUCCUCCUCCUCCUCCUUAUACUCAUCCUGUUGAUCACUACUUCAUUGUCGAUUGCCGCAUGCCAGAGCUAGAAAGGCCGUGACCUUUGCAUUCCAAUUUCCAUUAAGGCUUCUCUUUCGCGUAGACGACUGCGGCCGCUGCCCAGUUGUCUCGACAGCCUCCCACCGCUCGCCCCGUCGUGCCCGGUCUUCGCCCCGACGGAGCAUGGGAGUUCCGGGCGACGGUGCGCUCCAGCGGCUGGGCGAGCGGACGAGGAGGCGGGCGGCUGGGAGAUGGGGGCCGAUAGUGAUCAAGGAUCGGCCCCUGGCGGGCGCCCACCAUCGCGAGGAGCUGGAGCACCGAGUCGGUCCUCGGCGCAGCCUGGGCGGCCUGCCCUGGCACCACGAGGAAGGCAGACCAU
Molecule: messenger RNA, 1357 nt
Organism: Prorocentrum cordatum
Lineage: Eukaryota; Dinophyceae; Prorocentrales; Prorocentraceae
Source: the annotation of a GenBank genome assembly